Molecule: messenger RNA, 9215 nt
Organism: Phycodurus eques (leafy seadragon)
Lineage: Eukaryota; Metazoa; Chordata; Actinopteri; Syngnathiformes; Syngnathidae
Product: disabled homolog 2-interacting protein-like
Exons: 17
Coding region: 2499-5906 (1135 amino acids)
Biological process (GO): regulation of GTPase activity
Source: RefSeq, a predicted model, not a curated record
UUAGGCUGGCACAAGACAGCGUAUUCACCACAAAUCAUUCGGCGAGCCGUUAAUGUCCAAAAUAGUGAUUUUCCAAAUAAAAGUUAAAUACGACCUGGGAUACAUGUUAAAUAUUUCACCGGACAGGGAGUCCUUGGUUUACAAUGCCGACAUAACCCAAAUUCAUCCCUAAAGCGGAAUGUGUCAGUCUAUCUCUGACCUACACGAAUGCAGUUGUUAAAUCAUAAUUACAGUACGGUAAAUAGUUGUAUCAAAAGUACUUCAAGGUCAUAAAUGUGAAACAAAUCUAUUAACAACCUUAAGUACGGCGCUAACUGAGCCACAUGACCACAUAUUCUUACACCACUGAACAAACUCGUUCAUGGCCUGUAAAUUCGUAACGUCAACACAUCGUAUUUUAGAUUAGAUUAGAUUAAACUUGAUUGUCAUUACACGUCACAAGUGUCGGGCAACGAAAUGCAGAUCGCAUGCAACCAAAAGUGCAUAGGCAAUAAUUGAACAGCAUCAUCGUUACCCCAAUAGUGUAGCCGCUUAAGUUAUAUUUUUAUGUUUUCAGAAAACAAAAAAACAAAAAAAAAAACAAUCUCAACAAACAAGGAGAGUCCAAUCGCUUCAAUUGGACCUUUGCAGAUCACCAUGAACUGGAGAAUUUACACAAAGAAAAAACAUUAAAUUAUUUUUUAUUUUUUUUAGCAAACAUAUUGGUUUUGUUUUUCAUACUGUAAUAUAUAACAGUAAGUUAAAAAUUACUUGGGCAGUUAUGCUAUAAGGCUAACGAUAUACAGUGUGGUAUGGUAUUUGAGUAUAUUUCAACAUAAGUGUCUAUUUCUAUAGAUAUGAACAGGCUAUGACUAUGAUCAUGAGUUACAAAUAGUGCAAUAGCUAUACAGUAUGAUAACGUUACAGUAUGUACAGUGCACUAAAAAAGAUAUUUCAAUAUUGUUUUAAAUCGAAGACCCCAUGUAAUUUUUAACAAACUGUUCACGGAUCCAUCCAUACAGGAUCAGCGACCAACUUUUGGGUCCCUACCCACCAGUUGAGAAUCCCCGAUGGAGUAGAUGCCAAGCUACCAUUCGCUAAGAUGAUUUUGAUAGUGUUGGAUGCAUUUAAGGCAACUAGUGUUCAUUUCUGGCUCCACCGUAGUUCAUGACAGUUUGGCGUUUGCAUUCGCGCGCUGACGCUAGCUCACGGUCGCCGUGGCAACAGUUGACAGAGUAUAGCUCGGGGUCAACCUACUUGUUCGGGGAGAGGAGUGAAGGUGGCUAUCGAAGCUGGCUUUUUUCCAUGUUGUUGUUCUGUGUGAAAGGCACGAGGCGGAAUGACGGGUUGAGGGCCACACAUGAAAGCCCCUUUCACACUGCCUCUAAAAUGCUUUUUUAUUUAUUUUUUUUGUCGUGUGUGAAAGGUAGUGACUACUACUGGUACUGCAAAAUGGACCCGCAAAUUUCCCAGCUUUCGAGGUGGUAUCAGAAGCCCUAAACACACUGCACGUCAAAGCUAUCUUUAAAAAGAAUUUCAGUGUCAUUCAUUUGUGUGAUACGAAGUUGACCCGCAAAUUUGCCGACUUUCAGCGUUCAAUUAAAGCCCCUUUCACGCUUUUUGUUUCUGUGUGAAAGGUUCUGACGCAGAAUGAGCAAAUACAAAUCCACUCAAUAAGUAUACGUAUGUUGUGUUUUACAAAAAUACAUUGUCGCCACCAAUGAUCAUCGCGCAGGUUCACUUCAAUUGAAUGGGAGCGGAUGACGAGCAUAGCCUCAAAAUAUUUCCCUCUCUUUUAAUUUUCACCCAUGUCCCCUUUCAGAUCAUGCUCCCUAUUAGCAGGCCAGCAAUCCAACGCUUGGUGAAUUGUGCUUCACAAUGAUAGUGACCUCGUAGGACGCAACGUCGCUACGAAUGCUUGGCCGCCCCAAGUUUGUGGAUGCUAGUAGACACCGUAAUAUGAACCAAUCAGAGCCAAGCUGUUUUCCAUAUUUAGAGUGGGGAAGAUGCGCGCACACCAGAAAGAGCAGCACAAUGUCCAUUGAAUUGAAGUAAAAAAACGGGGGGCUUAAUUUUUUUUUUACAUUUAAUCAUAUCAUGACUGUAUUGUGUAGUCACAGACCAAAUUAAACUGAUGUACCUUAAACAUCUUAAGUAUAGUAACAAGUAUUUACACUUCAGAUACAGCCCAAUGCAAGGUUAACGCCAUUAACCCCACCAAGGAUUCGUCGGAACUACUUCAAAUUAAGAAGUGCAGUACAACAUUUGAUUCAGUUUUUCUUCGGAAAGUACAAACUCAAGGCUGUCGCUAAGUUUUUGCUGGCUCUGUAAAAAGAUGAAAGCGUCACGUCUGUAUCCUGUAUCUGUAUCCACACUUGCGGAUGAGCACACGUUGCCUUGACCUCAGACAGCCGUUGGAGCGGUAAUCUAGAGGUUCGUCUCGCAGGCACCUCUCAACAUGCUCAUUGUCCCUUCAGGAGCCACAGUCUCCUCCAGAGAGGUCCGGGCGCCGACGCAGCAUGCCCGGCAGCCCAACGGACAAAACUCCGCCCACCAUGGAGGCCACGUCCGCCGCCGCAGCCACUACACCAUUCAGAGUCACCGUGAGUACUGGCUUCCUGAGUCGGCGGCUGAAGGGCUCCAUCAAGCGCACCAAGAGUCAACCCAAGCUGGACCGCAACUCCAGCUUCAGACACAUCUUGCCGGGGUUCAGGAACGUGGACAAUGACAGAUCUCAUCUGAUGCCAAGGCUGAAGGAGUCUCGCUCCCAUGAGUCACUGCUCAGUCCCAGCAGCGCUGUGGAAGCCCUGGACUUAAGCAUGGAGGACGAGGUUAUCAUCAAACCCGUGCACAGCAGCAUCCUCGGCCAGGACUACUGCUUCGAGGUGACGACCUCCUCGGGGAGCAAAUGCUUUUCCUGCCGUUCGUCAGCUGAGAGAGACAAAUGGAUGGAGAACCUGAGGAGGGCCGUGCAGCCAAACAAGGACAACAGCCGGCGGGUGGAGAACAUGCUGCGACUGUGGCUCAUCGAGGCCAAGGACCUCCCUGCCAAGAAGAAGUACUUCUGUGAACUGUGCCUGGAUGACGCACUGUAUGCUCGCACCACCUGCAAACUCAAAACGGACAAUGUCUUUUGGGGUGAGCACUUUGACUUCAAUAACCUGCCGGCGUUGCGUGCUAUCACGGCGCACCUCUACAAGGACACGGACAAGAAGAAGAAGAAGGACAAGAACAACUACGUCGGACUGGUCAGCAUCCCUGUGGCAGCGGUGACUGGUCGGCAGUUUGUGGAGAAGUGGUACCCGGUCAGCAUGCCUAACCCUGCCAAGGGCAAAACGUCUGGACCCAUGAUCCGCAUUAAAGCGCGGUACCAGAGCAUGAACAUCCUCCCCAUGGAGAUGUACAAGGAGUUUGCCGAAUACACCACGAACAACUACAUGCUGCUUUGCUCCGUGCUCGAGCCCGGCAUCAGCGUCAAGAACAAGGAAGAGAUGGCAUGCGCGCUGGUGCAUAUUCUGCAGAGCACUGGCAAGGCCAAAGACUUCCUGACAGACCUGAUGAUGUCGGAAGUGGACCGCUGCGGAGAGAAUGAGCACCUGAUCUUCCGCGAGAACACGUUGGCGACCAAAGCCAUCGAGGAGUACCUCAAACUGGUGGGCCAGAAGUACCUGCAGGACGCCCUUGGCGAGUUCAUCAAGGCGCUGUACGAGUCAGAUGAAAACUGCGAGGUGGACCCGUCUAAGUGCUCCUCGGGUGACCUCCCGGAACACCAGAGCAACCUGAAAAUGUGCUGCGAGCUGGCCUUCUGCAAGAUCAUCAACUCGUACUGCGUUUUCCCGCGAGAGCUCAAGGAGGUGUUCGCGUCGUGGCGGCAAGAGUGCAGCAACCGCGGCCGUCCGGACAUCAGCGAGCGGCUGAUCAGCGCCUCGCUCUUCCUGCGCUUCCUGUGCCCGGCCAUCAUGUCACCGUCACUUUUCAACCUGAUGCAGGAGUACCCCGACGACCGCACGGCGCGCACCCUCACGCUCAUCGCCAAGGUCACGCAGAACCUGGCCAAUUUCGCCAAGUUCGGGAACAAGGAGGAGUACAUGUCCUUCAUGAACCAGUUCCUGGAGCACGAGUGGAGCAACAUGCAGCGCUUCCUGCUGGAGAUCUCCAACCCGGAGACCAUCUCCAACACGGCCGGCUUCGAGGGAUACAUCGACCUGGGCCGCGAGCUCUCCACGCUGCACUCCCUCCUCUCCGAGGUGGUCUCCCAGAUGGACCAGAGCGCCACCUCCAAGCUGGGGCCUCUGCCAAGGAUCCUGCGGGAGGUAAGCGUGGCGCUGAGCAACCCGGCCGGCGUCCACGCGGCGCCCGGGGGGUCGCCGGAGCAGACGGGCUCGUCGCCGGGCGAGGCCGGCUGCAGCAUCUCCACGGGUCUGCAGAAGAUGGUCAUCGACAACGACCUCACAGGAUUGGUCGAUUUCACCCGGCUACCCUCCCCCACCCCUGAAAACAAGGACUUGUUUUUCGUAACGAGGAGCUCAGGGAUUCAGCCUUCUCCGGCACGCAGCUCGAGUUACUCCGAGACCAACGAGCCUGAGCUCGGCAUGGCCAACGGCAGCAAGAGUCUGUCCAUGGUGGACCUGCAGGACCCCCGCAGUCUGGAAGGCGGCGGCCUCAGUCCCGGCCCCUCGGACGCCCUGACGGAUGUUCCGGUCUCCGUGGGAGGCUGGUCCGCCAGGGUGCCUCAGUGCAACAUCUCCGGAGGGCCCGCCGUGCGGAGGCCCGGCCAGACACCGACCACCCCGAGCACGGAAAACACCCCGGGCCGGUCCGCCCAGCUACUCGCGCCGCUGUCCUUCCAGAACCCGGUCUACCAGAUGGCCACGUGCCUCCCGGUGUCCCCUCGGGGUCUGACCGACUCGGGCUCCGAGUGCCACAGCUCGGUCAGCUCCCACAGCAACAACGAGGACGGGCCACCUGGCGGGAGGCACCCCUUCCUGAACCACGGCGGCGGGAGCAGCGGCGACGAGUACGCCCGACGCUCGGGCGAGUUCACCCGCCGACAGCUAUCCCUCACCGAGGCGCAGCACCAGCCCGCCGUACCCCGGCAGAACAGCGCCGGCCCCCAGCGGCGGAUAGACCAGCCCCCUCCGCCCCAGAACGUGACACGCGGCCGCACGCCGCCAAAUUUGCUCAAUAGCUGCGUCUACGCCCGGCCCAGCUCGGGCGGCGGCAUGAUGACUUCGUCGCCCGACUGGCCCAUGGGGGGCGCCCGCUUGCGGCAACAAUCGUCCUCGUCCAAGGGGGACAGUCCCGAGACCAAGCAGAGGGCGCAGCACAAACAGGCCCCCUCCCCAGUGAACCCCAGUGCGCUGGACCGCACGGCAGCGUGGCUUUUGAAUAUGAAUGUGCAGUAUUUAGACCAUGAGGCCAUGGAGCACGACUCACUGAGGCACAGAGAGGAUCUGACGCAGGUGCAGAAGUACCAGCAGGAGAUUGCGCUGCUGCAGGAGAAGCUGCGUGCCUCGGUGCAGAAGCUGGAGGAGUAUGAGGCCCGUCUCAAGGGCCAGGAUGAGCAAGCCCAGAAGGUCCUGAUGGAGUACCAGGCCCGGCUGGAGGAAUCGGAGGAGCGCCUGCGCCGGCAGCAGGACGACAAAGACCUCCAGAUGAAGGGUAUCAUCAGCAGGUUGAUGUCGGUGGAGGAGGAGUUGAAGAAAGAUCACUCGGACAUGCAGGCGGUGGUGGACUCCAAACAGAAGAUCAUUGACGCACAGGAGAAGCGCAUCGCGUCCCUGGACGCCGCCAACACUCGCCUCAUGAGCGCCCUGACGCAGAUGAAGGAGCGCAGUACGCAGUCGCGCAACGGCAUCUCGCCGACCAAUCCCACCAGGUUGCAGAUCACCGAGAACGGAGAGUUCCGCAACAGCAGCAACUGUUAGACUCCAACAAAAAAAUAAAAAAAUAAAAAAAAUUAAAAAAAAAGGGACCUAUGACAGAAAGUUUUCCUUCUCAGUUGGCGAGAUGCCCCCUCACCCCCACGUGGGAUGGGACGGAAGAGGCGGACUUCAAGGGUGGCGAUUCGCCCGAUGGGGGUUUGGCCAUGAGGGCAGGAUCACAGGUUGUACAUAUGAAUGCGUACGUACAAAAAGACAAUUUGACGUCCGGGGGCGAACCACUACGUCUUUCUCGACGACUACUUACAAGCCAGUCGAGGACGCUUCGCUAGCGCUUUAGCUUCAAGUCGACGUUUCUAACGAACCAAAUAGGAGUUAAAAAUCCUGAUGUUUUUAAGUCCGAAACGACCUCCACUUUCAGCCAUUGGGUGGGUCCCCGGUCUGCGCCCCCUACAGUCCCACUCGGGCCCCCCUGGUAGUGCACUUUGUGGAAGCUAUUGGUACAUGCAAUGCCUUAAGCUAAGGAUGGCGACUUUAUUCCACAGCUUCCCUAUUUCUGCAAAAAGUUUUAAGAAGACAGGAAAAAAGGCACAAUUAUAUACUGUGGAUUUGUAAAGGAUAGAGCUUGUACAAACGUAUAUGUAUUAUGUAAGUAAAUGAGAUUUAUGUGAUACUAUAUUGAUGCAAUUUAAUAUAGAUGUAUGCAUUUCCUUUUUUGGGGGGGGGGGGGCUUCUGGAGUAUACACACGUACGUACACACACGGCUAUAUUUGAUAAUGUCAAAGGUAAAAGCAGACUUGUAUUUAGGAGUUUUAUUUUUAUGCUUCUAAAAGGAUGACUGACGAGAGCGUGUAGGUUUUCUUGUACCGGUUGGAUGUUAUGGUGAUGGACUUGCUAUACACUGGACUGGCCAGACCACCAAGGAAGGGUCCAUUCCUUUCCUUCCUGUCUGGUGAUUCGUUGAGGUCCAAAAAAUUAAUUGAUUAAAGCAGAGUCUUCUUCCUUCGGGGGUGGUUGGAUCUUCCCUAAACCUGCCCCGGCAACCUAAUCCCCCUAAAUCCAACCAGUAUACUUCAGAACCAUACCCCGAAAUAUGUCUCCUGUGUUCCCCAACAAAAACCCUCCUAACCAGUCCUACCCUCAACCUGACUCGAAAAUCCAAAAUAUGUCUUGGCUAAAGCAGAAUCUUCUUUCCAGGUUCGACCCUAAACCUUACCACUAUUUCACCGGGUCCCAAACCGUACCCCUAAUCUACUCUCCUGUAGCCUUGCCUAAAACCUACCCCAAUCCAAACCGUCCAACCUCGUCCUUCCCUCAAGCCGCCAUGAAAAUCCAAAAUGUGACUUUCCAGGUUUGACCAUAAAUUAACCCUGACACCCUCAUCUCCUCAACUCGACCACUAUUACCUCUAACCCCAAACCCUACCACAUUGUUAAUCUGCUGUAGUGCCGAUCCUAACCUAAACCCUCCAAUCUUGUCCUACACUUACCCUGACUUGAAAAUCCAAAAUGUGACUCAGUUAAAGCAGAAUCUUCUUUCCAGGAAUGACCCUAAACCCCGACUACUCCACUCCCUAAUCCCAAACCGUACCCCAGCUCUAAUAACCUGAAUUUUAUCCUAAAUCCUACCCCAACACCAACCUUCCUUAAAACUAGGCCCUAAAAACAACCAUUCUUUCCAUACUACUUUUAAACCUCCUAAAAACACAAACCAUACCUUAAGAUUUCAGAUUCCAUGAAACACUACCGAAUCUCUGCUCCCCAGGGUUCUCCUGAAUGCGUCCUGCUACUUCACCCAUUGCUAAUAUUCUAUCCUACCCAAUUAGCGGCAGUAGCUACGCUAUAUGUUACCAAUUAGGAGGGCCAACGGUUUGUUGAAGACGCAUGAGUGAAUAGAGCACACAUUAUUUGUCGUCAAGAAAUGACCGUUUUCUGACCAAUUAAGUGAAAUUAAAUAAUCGGUUGGGAAUCAUUGGUAUAUGCGAUAGUGGGAACGUGUAAAAAAAAAAAGAAAAAGUUAAAAAAAAGACACUCACUAUUUUUGACUUAAAAUUAUGUUUUUCUUUGUAAUUGUGACCUCGCGCUCAAACUCUGCUGUAUCGUCAUCCUGUGUGUUGUAAAUGCAAACUAGCACCGCUAGCAGUGUGCUGCUAUUGCUAGCCAAAACGAGACAACAAGUUAUCGUGUAAGGGGGUUCGGUUUGGGGUCACUCUUUCUUGAGAUUGAGAUUGGCGAGCACAAUCGUUGCUUUCUCAUGGCUCAAACGUCUAUGCACUUUUACGUUAAGUGGCUGGUGUUAGCUUGUUUGUUUUUUCUUUUUGUUAACUAAAGAAAAGGGAGCGCUAGGACUGUGAUUGUUAUUUGUAAAACGUCAAAAUAUGCCACAAAAACAUCACGCCAAGAGACUAUGCAGCAUUUUUCCCCACCUUCAAUUUUUACGUUACUUUUGAAAUAUUAACGAGAUUUCAUCAAAACUUUAAGCUACUUGACCAAGACCGCCAAAAAUCACUAGUUUGGGCCAUUUGUAAAUGUCCAAAAACCCCUAGAUGGUUUUUUUUUAUGAUUCCAGAAUUUUAGGACUUUUAACAACCAGCGACUUUUCUGCCUUUUUGUUUUAUUUACUUAAGAUACUAACAUUUUAUUAUUAUUAUUUCCCCAAAAAUGGAAACAACAUUUUCUCUUUUUUUUAAAAAAAAAAAGGAAUUUAUACUUAGAUGGAUUUUGGUGAUGGAAUUGUCGAAAUUGGUGAUCAACACCUUUUUCGUCUUUUUCUGUUAUCUGCUAAAUUAAUAUAGUUUUUUUUUUUUUUUUUUUUUUUUUAAAUUCAAACCGUUGGAUAUUGGUGUGCCCUGAACACUCGUACGCACAGCAAACUUUUUUUUUUUAGCUCAGUGGCCAAAAUGUUGCACAGUCUCUGUUUAAAAAUAAAAUAAAAUGUAAAAAAAGUUUGAAUUGCGUUGAUGUCUUAGAUGCUGCUUACACAGAUGGAAGAAAUGCCUGGUUUGACUUAAUUUAAACGAGUUGGUUUAGCCCCUGCUAUGCUGUGCUACGCUACGCUAACACCGCCAAGUUUACAGUCAGGAGGCGCUCCAAGACCAAUCAGCUAUACAUAGAGCAAAAUAUGCUGUAUGUUUUCUAUGAACUUGUAGAAAAUACUUUUUGUAAGUAUGUUGAAAGUAUUUGUUGAAUUCCGUUCUGUUUAUUAGGUUAUUUUUUGUUGUUUGUUUUCUCUUUUUGCAACAAAACGUGACAAAACAAUAAUGUACAGAGGAACUUGUGUUGUCCAAAUGUGGCCGUGCAAUGUAUGUACAUUUGCAACAAAACCUAUUAUUAAAGUUUUAUUUAGCUAUUUUAA